Messenger RNA from Penicillium egyptiacum, 1848 nucleotides. The record is from the annotation of a GenBank genome assembly. NCBI's taxonomy places the organism in Eukaryota, Fungi, Ascomycota, Eurotiomycetes, Eurotiales, Aspergillaceae.
AUGGACAUUCCACCACCUCCAACCCAUCGUUAUUCACACGGAUCCCGCGAACACAACACCAUCACACCAGGCAUGGACAAUCUCGGUCCCAGCUCACCGGGCGGUGGAAUCAGUGGAAUCGCCCUAGGAAUCGCCAAUACACACAGUCGCCAGAGCGGGAUCGAAGCAUCUCACGGCGUAAACGACGGAUACACCGGCCCCGCCGAGCGCGACUAUAACACAACCGGCUCCGACACGCCCUACGUACCCUCGGCAGGCUACACCAGCGGCGACUCAUUUCGUCCCGAACACUCCCACGCAUUGAACAUGGCGAGGGGCGGUGCGCUCGCUUCGCCCCCAAUGCAGACUCCCAGUCAGUCCUCAUCACAUCUGAGCGAUCCCGCACACAGCACAUACCAAUACCCCGCGCCGUAUUCCGGUCUUACUGAUGGGCCUUAUCAGCGACACUCGGCGUACAGUAAUGGCGAGAUAUCGAAUAUUAACCCCGACGACAUCGCCGAUGAUGGGGAUGAGGACUUCGGUCCACCGCGCAAUCGAGCUGCGCCUGCUGCGGCGGGCGCGACUGGUGGCGCCGCUGCUGGUGGCAUCCUGACAGGUCUCUUUGGUCGCGAGAAGAAUGCUGAUGUUGCUUAUAACUCGGUUCCCGGUGGUUUAGAGACCGGCGAGGGAUCCUCGGGGAGAUCACCAAGUAAUGGAGUGGACGGGCGCAAGAAGAUGGGCUGGAUUGUCGGUCUUGUUCUUGGGUUCGUGAUUCUGGGUGCCAUCAUUGGUGGCGCGGUGGGAGGUACAAUUGGGAACCGACAUCACCAGAACAAGUCGAAGACUGCCAGUGCGGAAACCGCUUCGGGUGAUGCGGAGACUAAUGGGGACCUCGACAAGGAUUCCUCGGAGAUUAAGGCCUUGAUGGGUAACAAGGAUCUCCACAAGGUCUUCCCUGGAAUGGACUACACGCCGUGGGGCGUGCAGUACCCGGACUGUUUGAAGUGGCCUCCGUCGCAGAAUAAUGUCACCCGUGACAUGGCUGUCCUGUCGCAGUUGACCAAUACGGUGCGUCUCUAUGGUACGGACUGCAAUCAGACUGAAAUGGUUCUUCAUGCGAUCGAUCGUCUCGAGCUGAAGGAUAUUAAACUUUGGCUCGGCGUAUGGAUUGACUCCAACACCACCUCUACCGAACGGCAGAUCAAGCAACUCUACAGGAUCCUGGAUGACACCAAGGACACAUCCAUCUAUAAGGGUAUCAUUGUCGGCAACGAAGCCCUCUUCCGCGCCGGCGCUAGCAAGCAGUCUGCCCAGACGACCUUGAUCUCUUACAUCAAAGACGUCACGAAAGAGGUCAAGAAGCGCAACCUAGAUCUAUCGAUUGCGACCUCCGACCUCGGCGAUAACUGGAAUGCGCAGUUAGUCGAUGAAGUGGAUGUUGUCAUGUCCAACGUUCACCCCUUCUUCGCCGGUGUCAGCGUCGACGUUGCUGUGGCGUGGACAUGGAAUUUCUGGCAGACCCAUGACGUCUACUUGACCCAGGGCACCAGCAAGAAGCAGAUCAUCUCAGAGGUCGGAUGGCCCAGUGGCGGAGGCAAGGACUGCGGUGACAGCAAGGUCUGUGACGAGAACACGCCUGGUUCUGUCGCCAGUGUCGAUAACAUGAACACUUUCAUGGCUGACUGGAUCUGCCCGGCGCUCGAAAAUGGAACGGAUUAUUUCUGGUUCGAGGCCUUCGACGAACCAUGGAAAAUCCAGUUCAACACGCCUGGGAAGGAAUGGGAGGACAAAUGGGGUCUGAUGGAUUCGGCACGCAAGCUGAAGAAGGGUCUCAAGAUCCCAGACUGCGGCGGCAAGACGGCCUCGUAA